Dendroctonus ponderosae (mountain pine beetle) is the source of this 5156-nucleotide messenger RNA. Its product is annotated as tyrosine-protein kinase Drl. Gene Ontology annotation, cellular component: signaling receptor complex. The record is from RefSeq and is a predicted model, not a curated record. The coding region runs from base 27 to 1784 and encodes 585 amino acids. The transcript is spliced from 12 exons. Lineage: Eukaryota; Metazoa; Arthropoda; Insecta; Coleoptera; Curculionidae. Gene Ontology annotation, molecular function: ATP binding; protein kinase activity. Gene Ontology annotation, biological process: positive regulation of kinase activity; axonogenesis; cell surface receptor protein tyrosine kinase signaling pathway.
UCAAAACCGACGCCGGAUGUAACAAUAUGCGGCUUAGAGCCCUCACUUUGUCGCUCUUGUCGGCGAUCGUAUUGCUCUACGGCAAGACACGUGCUCACAUGAACUUUUUUAUUACCGAAGAAGAUGUUCGAAAGUUGCUGGGCAUAAAUACCGAGUUAUACUACGUACAAAAGGGAGUAGUAAACGACUAUGCGAUCAAUUUUGUGGUGUUGUUGCCCAAUGACGUGGAUUCAAUUCAAUUUUCAUGGCAGAGUUUGCUGAACUAUUCGUUACCCUACAUACUCGAUGUGAAGUAUGGACCUGGAAAUAAAGGGACGCUUCUACCACCCCAAAUGAAUAUUUCAUCAAGCGGCUAUAUACCGACAUCUGUGCAGACGUUUAGAAUUACAAUGGUGUGCACUGGAGUUAAAAGUGCAGAGAUAACAGUGUUCAUCCAAUUGUAUGUAAGCACUAAGGAGAAAGCGAAUGCCACCGUGGUGAAAUUCAAAAGAAACAAAGUCUGCCUCAAAGGUAUUGGGAAUACACAGAACGAGUCUAUCCGGUUAAACCCCAGUUAUUUCGGAAGUUCAUCAGACUUCGCCGUCGCUUGUGUUUUAACUCUGAUUGCAUUGGCCCUAUUUGCGGUCAUAACUUCGGCUUAUUACAUAAAGACAAAAAAGAGGGAACAGGAACACACAUACAUGACAGCCCUCUAUGACAGCAAUCCCCACAUGUUCUUGAGACCGGGAUUCGGCAGGCCCCCAAGCAUCGGCAGUGGAAGUUAUGCAACUAUUGACGACUUACAGAAGAAUCCACCAUCCCCUGCUCCAUAUGCUACCAGCGACUGCUGUCGCCAUUCUGAGAACAACAGCAACUAUCGUGUAUCUUAUUAUGCGUCUUCACAAGUUAUGCUGAUUUCUCAGAUAGCACACAAUGAUCCACGUCUGACUGAUCCCUCCAAGAGGAUUUCGACGUUGGCAGUACCACGAUCCGCCAUCCAUGUGGAUUCUCUUCAAGAAGAAGGAAUCUUUGGCAAAAUUUACCUUGGGAAGUACCAUGAAAAGAUUGUUACCAUCAAGACAACUAAAGAUACGGUCUCGAAAAGGUUGUUAAAUUUAUUUUUGGCAGAGGGUACGAUGAUGUUUGGAAUGGAUCACAAAAACGUCUUGAGCGUACUCUGUGUCAACACGGAAAAUCCCACUAGACCUUUGCUGGUUUUUUCCUAUGCAAGUAGAGGAAAUUUAAAAAGAUUCCUGGUAAACUGUCGGCAAAGAAAGGAUGACACUACAGUUUCCACUCAAAUCCUGGUUGAUAUGGCUAUUCAGAUUCUUCUGGGGCUGAUGUAUCUUCACAGCAAAAGUAUUUGCUUGAAAGACAUGGCCGCUAGAAAUGCCGUGGUCGGAGAAAAGUUCGACAUAAAAAUUACGGACAACUGUCUGUCCCGAGACAUGUUCCCCAAUGACUACUUUUGCGUUGGGGAUAAGGAGAGCAAACCCAUUAAGUGGAUGGCUUUAGAAAGCCUCGUAUAUGACCAAUGGACUCUCCAAACUGAUGUGUGGGCCUUUGGGGUAACUUUAUGGGAACUAACCACCAUGUGCCAACAACCAUAUGCCGACAUCGAUCCUUUUGAAAUGUCCACUCAUCUUAGGACCGGCUAUAGAUUAGGACAGCCCUUAGGAUGCCCAGACGAAUUAUACUCGGUUAUGUCAUAUUGCUGGCUUCAGAACCCAACAGAUCGUCCUCAGCUAAAUCAGCUUCUAGCUUACUUGAACGAAUUCUACACGGCUCUUUGCAGAUUCGUAUAAAUCAAUGGAUGUCUAUCUAAAUAGCUUUACAGUAGUACAAACCGAACAGUUUUCCCAACAAUUUGCGCUCGUCAUAAUUUAAUGCAGCAAAUCUUUCCAACUAACGCAAGAUUUAAGUUUUUUCUCUUUCCUUUUUUUUCCUUGCCUUUUUUUCACUAAAUAGGCGUAAUGUGCAGCCUCCAGGCAAAUUGUUAGUGGUGCUUAAUAAAUAAUCAAACAAGUUAUAAUUCUGAAGCCUUGAGCAAGAUUAUUGAAGGCAAAUUUAGCCGAACAUCAGUAUAAUCUUCCAAACGUAUAUUGGGAGAAGACGGCUUGGCUUGACUCGCAUAAUAAUCUCAUUUCUAAAUGCACUUGAUGGUAUAUCCUCUUAAAGGAACAUUCGCCAGUGUUUUAAAGAUUAUUUUGACCAUGAAAGCUUCCGUUCAAAAUACAUAAACAUGAAAGAAUCUUAAGAUAAUGGGAACUUGAUUUGCUGUUACCUUGGUUUAAAAUUCUUAACUGCUUUUCCAUUAAUUAAGUGUAAUUUUGCUUUUUUUACGUCGAAAUCAUCAGCAAAAAUGAUUGGCGCAAUAGGAGGAACUGCAAACUGAAGUAAUCGUUUUGACAUUAAAACAUAUCUUCGCUUAUGUGCAAUUAGAUUUGUGUAAAUAUGAUUGAAAGGUUUGCACAAGGUGAUAUCUUCGGUUAUUGUUAUCUGCAUGUAGGUAUUUUGUGCAAAUCAGAUUUUGCUGCGUUAGAUUGGGCCUCUGAGAUUUAGUAAAAUCUAAGAUACUGCAAAACUGAAAUAUAUUUCUCAAAUAAAGACUGAAAAUAUAUUUACAUGUAUUAUAUAAAAGUGUUAAAUAUAGAAUUCAGACAUUGCAUUGUUGUGCAAUAUUUGAAGUUACAGAUGCUCUGAUUUCACACGGGGAGGAUUAACAAUUAGUGUUUGUACAGCAUAAACUAGGUGUAAGACUUAAUUGCUUAUGGGACCUAUAAACAUUUCGUAAAUCUCUUUUUACAACUGGUUUUCCUUAAGCAGGAAUGGUACAAUAAUUUUAAUUAUAAAAUGCCUGAAACGUUCUUAUCAAAUCCUUACCACGUGGCUGUAUUCUUGCUACAAUUUCCUAUCCAUGCACAAACAGCCCUAAUAUUUAUUUUAGUUCUAUAUCAUAAAUCAUGAAAACUAAGGACGUAUCAGAAUCUCAAAAUCAACUUGUAUUAUGUGCUUUGUGAUAAAGCAUUUUUGGUAGUAAAAGAACAAACUAACAUCCUCGAACUGCAACUAUACCGAAAGUUACAUCGGCAAACAGAAACAAAAGUUUUACUGCCCUGUAAAAUUUACAAAAGUACUCGAAAACCCGGUUUUUAUUGGGUAUAUAAUUAACAAGUCAAAGAGGCCUAAAAUGUUUGUUUUCUAUUUAUAUAAGGGCUUUGCUAAAAAUUACACCAUUCUUAUGUAAAUAUACGUUUUCAUUUUUAUCUUAGCCUGUCUUUCAGGCCAUUUGUUGUGGCAUUUGCUUGAGUCAACAGAUACGAGGACUGUACAUUUUUAAUAGUUUCGGCAACUACCCUUUAAAGGGCAGGAUUUUAUUGACUUGAUAUUAUAGCCAUGACAAGGACAUACUAAUCAAAUCAAAAAAACUUCAAUCAACACUUGAUGAUAAGCUUUAAUUUACACGAAUUUGUGAAACGUUAUUACUCCCCGUUAGUUAAGGAUUAUUCAUAUACAUGUUUUAUGUAAUUAAAUCAUUACGCAACUCGAUGGAUUUGCCUAUUUAAUAAGUGUUACUAAGUGUUUUGUCUUGCGCAACUGUGGUAAAAAAACUAAAGGAUACAUCAAGCAUUUUUCAUUAAGCAAAAACAAUUAAUAUAAAAACUACUUUUGAAGAAGCAUAAAUCUUCCAUAGAUUCCUAGUUCUCAUUUUUUGCACGAUUGCUUGAUGGAUCUUAAAACUUCCGAAAAAUUAAUCCAAACCAGCGGGAUCAGUUAUUUCUCCCCAGCUUCAUGCCCUUAACAACAAUCAUUUGGCCCCGUUGUAUAUAAUAUUAUGUAUAUAAAAUUAACCACAACGCGCAUGUUUUUCAGUAUUAUUGUUAUUUAAUAUAAUUGAUAAACGUUUUGACAAUCCCUUAUACCUAUAAGGGUUGAAUGAAUGGGACAACAGGGUUUACAAUGUUAAAUUAAAGAGAAUCUAGGGAUCAACUUUUUAGUAUUAGUGCAACAAUAAAUGAAUAUUGUAAAGAAUAUAUAAAUAUAUUAAGUAUAUUUUUAAAGAUAGGCUUUUCUAACGAUAGUUCGGAAAAUAUAUGCGGAAAGUCAGCAAGUUUUUCUAAAAAUUCCCAUUGCUAAAAUCAGUCCACUUUUUAACGCUCAUCUAGGAGUCAAUUCUGCUUCAAUUCGGAGACAUAUCCAUGCUGUGCUAAACGAAAAAAUCUAACUAAUGAACGAACUGCAUUACUUGAUAGAACAGACAUUUUGAACUGCGUCUCAACAGUUUUAGCCGAGAUUAUGUAUCUACAUUAGAUUGAACAAGAAUGGUGGUUACUCGUAUCAAGCGACGACAUUUUGAAAGAGGAUUACUCGAUAAGAACAGCCAUAAUUAAACAGAAGUGCACAUAAAUUAAAGCAGUUUGAGUGCUAUCUCAAGGCAUAAUUUAAAUGUUUUUCUUUGGCAAAUACCAAGUUCCGAAGCUCCGCCUUAUCGCGUUAUAAUGUAACCCGCUUUCGACUGGAACCAGUACCAAAAUGAUGUUUGUUUUUGUUACAAGGCUAAUUUCUACUCAACAUAUGUCGCUGAAUAAAUAUGUCUGGAUUAGAUCAACUAGUCAAGCUGUAAAGCAAAUCGUUAAUAGUAUUAUUGUCCACGGUGUUUCCAAGUCCGCUUGCAUCAGGUGAAAAAUUGCUAAAAUCCAUUUCCGAAAUUGAAAUUGAUCGGCAAAAUUAUUAAUUUACAUUGAAAUUGAUUUUAGCUUCUAAACGACAGGAUAAAUUGCUUAACUUUUCUGCUAGAAGCAAGCUGCUUAAAGAUGGUUGCUUAUCAGAAAACUGAAAAAUGAAUGGUCAUUUGGGAACUAAAAUUGAAUUAAACGAGCGAGUAAUUUAGCGUAUGAUUUCAACAAAUCCAAUUAUCGAGAAACGGUAAUUGCUACCAACUUAGUAUAAAACGCGCAUAAUCAUUGAACGAUAUGGAAAGUAUCUGCCUACUAAUUAAUAAUUGUAAUGGUUAUACAUGUUAUAAAAUGUUGUCGAAAAUAAAUGUCACUUACAUAAAUGUAACGUAUAUAACCAGAUGUUAAACCUAAAUGUCUUAAAUGUUGAAACAUUUGCUAUUCCUUUGAAGGAAUAUCAAAUUUGUAUUUUUGGUGUAAUAAAACGUAUUGAACGUUAAA